Messenger RNA from Podarcis raffonei (Aeolian wall lizard), 4212 nucleotides. RefSeq names its product PR/SET domain 9 (gene PRDM9). Gene Ontology annotation, molecular function: protein binding; histone methyltransferase activity; RNA polymerase II cis-regulatory region sequence-specific DNA binding. The record is from RefSeq and is a predicted model, not a curated record. The coding region runs from base 338 to 3709 and encodes 1123 amino acids. Gene Ontology annotation, biological process: regulation of transcription by RNA polymerase II. The transcript has 11 exons. NCBI's taxonomy places the organism in Eukaryota, Metazoa, Chordata, Lepidosauria, Squamata, Lacertidae.
ACCAGCUCCUGCCGCUCAUUGGCUCGCGCGAUUUUUGGCGCCUUUUCCCUCUCGCUGAGGGAAGGAGAUGACUCUUUGGGGCUGAGGGAAAAGGCUCGGCUGUGGCGGGGAGGAUUUCAGAGAGGGGCGAAGUUAAAACAGUUCCCUCGCUGUGUGUAGAGCAGGGAAGCCCAAAGUCUAGGGCUGAAACCCCCCCCCCCAAGAUUAAAAGAGGAAAUGCCCAGUUUGGGCUAAGAGAGAAAAGGGGAGAAAGAAAAUUGGCUGGGAUGGAUGGAGACUGAGGAGGGAGAGAUGAUUAAACUGGGCUGAAAUUUGGGAACGAGGGAGGGGGAGAGAAAUGGCAUCUGGAGCUGAGAUGUCCACUGGGACAGAAGCCCAGGAAAGAGGGCAGAAAAUGCCAGCUGGGGCAGGAGCCCAGGGAAUGUGGGAAGAGAUGCUCAGGGAUGAUGAAUGCCAAGGGCAGGAGGGCAGAGGCAGUUCCAGCAUGGGAGAAGCGGGAGGGAUGAGGAGAGAGGCAUCUGACAAAAACGAUACCCCAGGGAAGAGGGCAACUGAGGCUGAAUGGCCUGUUCCCAGUGGGGGAGAUCUCAUGGAGAAUGAUCCCAGGGAUCUGAGAGGAGAGCCCUUGGAGAAAGGAGCCAGUGGGACACCACCUCCUUCUGAUUCUCUUCUUACAAAAAGUGUUGAGGCGGGGAGGACGGGGUCAGGUAGCCCAAAAAAUAGUUGCUUAGACAGGGGUUCUACAGAGAGGGUCAAAAAGCCAAGCCAUAAGAAAAGGGGGCAGAGGCCCAAGGCUGAAGAUACUUUUAAAGGGCUGGCCAUCUACUUCCCUAAAGAGCAAUGGGCUGAAAUGGGAGAAUGGGAAAAAAUUCGUUAUAAGAAUAUGAAAGAGAACUAUGAGUUUAUGACUCAAUUAGGUCUUCCUACACCUAAACCAACAUUUAUGUAUCAUGCACGGCAACCUCCCAAAACUACAAAUGAGUCCUCUGAGUCCGAUGAGGAAUGGACACCAAAAUCUAUGGUAAAAUCUUUUAGGACACCAUGUAACCUGAGUAGCUGGAAAGAGGAAAAGCAAAAAAAGUACCCUGUUGAUCAAAAUAAGCAAAUAAACACUAUGGGACUUACUUCCAAAGACCAAGAACAUAUAAAGAAAACUGACAAAAAUACAUGUGCAGAUGUUCAUACUACAGACAUUGCAGCAGAAUCGAAGACUGAUAUUGAGAAGAAAGCUUUGUCGGGGAAAACAAAGAAUAGGAAAAGAGAUCAGGAGAAAGAAGUUAGUACAUAUAGUUUGCGGAAGAGGGAGAGAAAAACAUAUAUGGAAAUAAAUGAGCCAAAUGAUGAUGAUUACUUGUUUUGUGAAUACUGCCUGCUAUUCUUUAUUGAUGAAUGUUCAGUUCAUGGUUCUCCAGUUUUCAUCAAGGAUACAGCAGUAGAAGUAGGACUGGAAGAGAGGGCCACCCUCACUUUACCUCCAGGUUUGAGAAUUGGCCCUUCAGGUAUCCCCAAAGCUGGCUUUGGAGUCUGGAAUGAAGGAGAAAUUCUGCCUCCAGGAAUUCAUUUUGGGCCCUACGAAGGGAAAAUCACAGAGGAAGAAGAAGCAGCCAACAGUGGUUAUUCUUGGCUGAUUACUAGAGGGCAAAACUGCUAUGUUUACAUUGAUGGAAAGGAUGAAACUAAUUCCAACUGGAUGAGGUAUGUUAACUGUGCCCGGAAUGAGGAAGAGCAAAAUCUUGUUGCCUUCCAGUAUCAUGGGAAAAUCUACUACAGAGCAUGUAAAAUAAUCCUUAUUCAUUCUGAGCUUCUGGUUUGGUAUGGAGAAGAAUAUGGAAAGGAGCUUGGCAUCAAGUGGGGCUCUAGAUGGAAAUCAAGAAAAGGCUUAUGCAAUUUCUGCCUUCACAGACAUAUGAAAUGGAAGCAUUCAGGAUAUGGAAUACAGCCUGAAGUACCUGAAAAUGUACUAGCAGAGAAAUCUCUAUUCAAAAUCACAAAUAGUGCUUCAAACAGAACUAUGCUGCAGCACCAAGUGCCAAGUUGUGUUGACAAAGAUAAAGAUGAGGAGACACUGUUUUUAAAAGAUAUAAACAAAGAGACACAGAGUAGAAUUCAGUUUUCUAGAUGCAAUGAAAGUGGGGCAACUUUAAAGCAGUUGUCACACCCAGCCCAACAAUUAUGUAUAGGAGAGAGGCCACGUUCAUUUAGAAACUGUGAGAGAAGCUUCAGCUACUCAUCAGUGCUGGUCACUCACAUGCAAACACACACAAGAGAGAAGCCAUAUUCAUGUGGACAGUGUGGGAAAAGCUUCAGCCGUUCAGGACACCUGGCCAUCCACAAGCGAAUGCACACAGGAGAGAAGCCAUAUUCAUGUGGAGAGUGUGGGAAAAGCUUCAGCUGGUCAGGACACCUGGCUGUCCACAAGCGAACACACACAGGAGAGAAGCCAUAUUCAUGUGGAGAGUGUGGGAAAAGCUUCAGCUGUUCAGGACACCUGGCUGUCCACAAGCGAACACACACAGGAGAGAAGCCAUAUUCAUGUGGAGAGUGUGGGAAAAGCUUCAACCGGUCAGAACACCUGGCUGUCCACAAGCGAACACACACAGGAGAGAAGCCAUAUUCAUGUGGAGAGUGUGGGAAAAGCUUCAGCUGUUCAGGACACCUGGCUGUCCACAAGCGAACACACACAGGAGAGAAGCCAUAUUCAUGUGGAGAGUGUGGGAAAAGCUUCAGCCAGUCAGGAGACCUGGCCAGGCACAAGCAAACACACACAGGAGAGAAGCCAUAUUCAUGUGGAGAGUGUGGGAAAAGCUUCAGCUGUUCAGGAAACCUGGCUGCCCACACGCGAACGCACACAGGAGAGAAGCCAUAUUCAUGUGGAGAGUGUGGGAAAAGCUUCAGCUGUUCAGGAAACCUGGCCAAGCACAAGCGAAUGCACACAGGAGAGAAGCCAUAUUCAUGUGGACAGUGUCGGAAAAGCUUCAGCUGUUCAGGAAACCUGGCUGUCCACACGCGAACUCACACAGGAGAGAAGCCAUAUUCAUGUGGAGAGUGUGGGAAAAGCUUCAGCUGUUCAGGAGACCUGGCCAAGCACAAGCGAAUGCACACAGGAGAGAAGCCAUAUUCAUGUGGAGAGUGUGGGGAAAGCUUCAACCGGUCAGAACACCUGGCUGUCCACAAGCGAACACACACAGGAGAGAAGCCAUAUUCAUGUGGAGAGUGUGGGAAAAGCUUCAGCUGUUCAGGACACCUGGCUGUCCACAAGCGAACACACACAGGAGAGAAGCCAUAUUCAUGUGGAGAGUGUGGGAAAAGCUUCAGCUGUUCAGGAAACCUGGCUGCCCACACGCGAACGCACACAGGAGAGAAGCCAUAUUCAUGUGGAGAGUGUGGGAAAAGCUUCAGCUGUUCAGGAGACCUGGCCAAGCACAAGCGAAUGCACACAGGAGAGAAGCCAUAUUCAUGUGGACAGUGUGGGAAAAGCUUCAGCUGUUCAGGAAACCUGGCUGUCCACACGCGAACUCACACAGGAGAGAAGCCAUAUUCAUGUGGAGAGUGUGGGAAAAGCUUCAGCCAGUCAGGAGACCUGGCCAGGCACAAGCGAAUGCACACAGGAGAGAAGCCAUAUUCAUGUGGAGAGUGUGGGAAAAGCUUCAGCUGUUCAGGAAACCUGGCCAGGCACAAGCAAACUCACACAGGAGAGAAGCCACCUUAGUGUAACAUAGUGGAUAGAGCUACCACUUCCAGUACAGAGUAUGGUGCUGUAUUUUGAAUGUUUUUAGUCAUAAAGUAAGCACCUCUGCAUUUCUGCUCAUCUAGCGGUUUUAGUGCAUUUCCCCAUCUGCUGUAGUAAGCAGGACUCUAGUCAUUUGCUGUCUAUUUUGUAGGAAAUUUUAUCACAAGUGACUAUUGCUAAAGCCAGCACCACUACUCAUACCACCUCAUUGUUUUAGAGCUCUUACAGACACAAUUUUGGGUAUAUGACCCUAGAAGUGAAUUUUUGUGUGGCAAGCCCUAGAAGUUUAUUUGGUGAACAUUUUUUCACCCUUAUGCUUUUUAAUGCACCACAAUCUGAUUUAAAAUGAAAGAAGUGCCUAUGUUUUAAAUGUUGAAGUUUUGUAAUAAGCAUUUCUUCUUGAGGGCCAAUAUGAAAACGCAUAGGGUGCUAUACUACUUGUGGAGUUACCUGAUGUAAUUUAUAAAGCUACAUUUACAUUA